Molecule: messenger RNA, 1392 nt
Organism: Plasmodium relictum
Lineage: Eukaryota; Apicomplexa; Aconoidasida; Haemosporida; Plasmodiidae
Gene: GPI8
Product: GPI-anchor transamidase, putative
Exons: 1
Coding region: 1-1392 (463 amino acids)
Biological process (GO): proteolysis; attachment of GPI anchor to protein; protein localization to cell surface
Cellular component (GO): GPI-anchor transamidase complex
Molecular function (GO): GPI-anchor transamidase activity
Source: RefSeq, a predicted model, not a curated record
AUGAAACUCGAAAUUUUUCUUAAUUUUUUUAUAUUAGUUGCAGUAAAAUGUGUGAUAGCCUCCGUAAACUUCACUGGUUUAGAUACAAAAAAUAUAAAAGGCAAAUACAAAGAAUUAGAAAGUUCUUUUAAAAAAGAAAAUACAAACAAGCUAUUUCUGAAUGAAUUAAAGAAAUCUAAUUACAAAAACAUUAAUGUUAUAGCAUUAAGCACGUCAAGACACUACUUUAAUUAUAGGCAUACAAGUAAUUUAUUGAUAGCAUAUAAAUAUCUGAAAAAUUUAGGUGAUAUUAUGGAUAAAAAUAUCUUACUUAUGAUUCCAUUUGAUCAAGCUUGUGAUUGUAGAAAUAUAAUAGAAGGUACGAUUUUUAAAGAAUAUGAAGAGUUUCCUGGAGAAAAUAUUGAUGGGAAAAAAGAAAAUCCUAAUUUAUACAAAAAUUUAGAUAUUGACUAUAAAAAUAAUAAUGUAAGAGAUGAACAGAUCAGAAGAGUUAUUAGACAUAGAUAUGACGGUUUUACCCCCCAAAAAAAUAGACUGUAUACUAAUGGAGAUAAAAAAAAAAAUUUAUUUAUUUAUAUGACUGGUCAUGGCGGAGUCAAUUUUUUAAAAAUUCAAGAGUUUAAUAUUAUGAGUUCUUCUGAAUUUAAUUUAUAUAUACAAGAAUUACUUAUAAAAAACAUUUAUAAAUAUAUUUUUGUAAUAAUUGAUACUUGUCAAGGGUAUAGUUUUUAUGAUGAUGUAUUAAAAUUUAUAUAUAAAAAUAAAAUAAAUAAUGUGUUUUUGUUAUCAUCAUCUAACAGAACUGAAAAUAGCUACAGCUUAUUUUCAAGUAAAUAUUUGAGUGUGUCUACAGUAGAUAGAUUUACCUACAAUUUUUUUAACUAUUUAGAAAAUAUUUAUAGAAUAUACCCAACUGAACCACAUAAAAGUGCUAAAUCCUUUUCUCUAUACAAUAUUUUGAAUUAUUUAAAAACUCAAGAUAUAAUAUCGGAACCAACAAUAAAUAAUUCUAAUUUUAGUUCAUCAACAUUCUUGCAUGAUAAAAAUAUUCUUUUUUAUAAUUCUAAUUUAUUAAUUAUAAGUAGAGAUUUAUAUGAAUCUGAAUAUAAACAAGGGUAUAUGAAAAAAAAAGAAGAAAGAUUAAGUUUUCAAAAUAUAUGCCUUGGUGAUUUAAGUUUUUGCGGGCAUAUAAAAAGCAAUAUAUAUAGAAAUAUGAUAAGUUUAUAUGAGAAUAGAAGCUACUAUAGCGUUACAGAAACCUACUUGGAUGAGGAAACAUAUUUCACUGAUUACUAUUUUACUUCUAAGGCCGUUGACACUAAUUAUUCAAUAAAAAUAUUACUUGUUUUGUUUUUCAUAUUACUCUUCAUACUUUUUUUUUUUUUUAAGUGA